AUGGGCUUCACAACCGGCUUCACUGGCGGAGUGACUCUCACUCUCGGCCUCGCAUACCUCACAGUCGCCGCCCACGAGCGCAACCGCAAAUCCCAAGCCUUAGCCCUACGCUCCCAAUCCCAAGUCCUCACCAGCCUGCUGGACCCAACCCCCCUUCCACCCCCUCAAACCCGCGCCGAGCUCGCCCGAGAAGAACGUAGCACCCUGGUAGAAGCCGCUAAAGACCGGUGGAAUAACGAGAUCGAAAAUGCUGUGCGGUGGGUGCAAAGGACGGAUUGGACUGGAGUGAGGGAGGGGAUGGAGGGAAGUUUGUCGCGGUUACUCGGGGGCGGACUACAAAAGUCGAGGGAGGGCAUUGAGGAGGUGGAGAAGGCAGCUGGUCCUCAGGUCCAGGAGGCCGUUGAUAGAAGUAAGGCUGCGGCGAAGAAGGCGGCGGGUCAAGCUGCCGUUGGUAUCGACAGCGCUGCUGCGGCUACGAUUUCUGGUGCUGAGAGAGUCGGCGCCGAGGUGAAAGAGGGUGCGAGUAAGCUUGCUGCUUCUACGAAGACGAAGACGGAGCAGGUAGUUGGAUCGAGUAAAGAGCAGCUCAGAAGCACCGAGGAGAAGUCUGGGGAGAUACUGGAUGCAGCAAAGGCCAAGUCUGGGAGAGUUGCAACCAAUGCGAAGUCCGCAGCUCAAGAUGCAGCUGAGUCUGUUCGGAGUGGAGGAACUGUCGAUGCAGUGCGCGGUGCGGUAAGGGAGACUUUUUCUAAGGGGGUGGAAAAGGGCAAAGAAGCUAUUGGUAAAGCGUCAGCAGCCAUCGGUCUAGCAGAGGAGAGGCUCGAGUCAAAGACCCAGUAUGCUACUCUGAGCCACUCGUCAGCUGUGGAGAAGGCUCUUCAUGAGAGAUACGAGAAGCCAGCUCCUCUUAAAAAGACGCCGGAGGAGGUUUUGGAGGAACGGUACAAGCCUAUUGAGAAGAGGGACAACACCGUUUUACGGGGGUUUACCAUGGACUAUGUUCAAAACUCCCAAGCGCUUCAUACUGUUUGA
This is a messenger RNA of Lachnellula hyalina, 1032 nucleotides long. RefSeq lists its product as uncharacterized. Gene Ontology annotation, cellular component: mitochondrial crista junction; MICOS complex. Lineage: Eukaryota; Fungi; Ascomycota; Leotiomycetes; Helotiales; Lachnaceae. Bases 1 to 1032 code for a protein of 343 amino acids. Gene Ontology annotation, biological process: cristae formation. The transcript has 3 exons. The record is from RefSeq and is a predicted model, not a curated record.